UUUGUAUACCAUAAUAACUUGGAAAUGACUUCAUUAAACAACAAUACCAAUUCGUCUUAUAUGUUCCAAGAACAUACAAACAUUUCAACUUGUUAUUUCAUUUUAAAUUAUACAAAUUGGAAGAUUACAAAUAAUAUUAUAACAAGUUGUUUAACAUUAGCUACAAUGAUUAUAUUUUUUGGUAAUCUACUUAUUAUUUUAUGUGUAGCAACUAGAAAUAAACUUAGACGAAUUUGUGAUCAAUAUAUAGCUUCAUUAGCAUUAGCUGACUUUCUUGUAUCUGUUUUUGUUUUACCAUUUGCAAUUAUACGUCAAAAUAUUGGUUAUUGGCCAUUUGAAUCAGCAAUUUUAUGCCAAUUUUAUAUUACCUCUGAUAUAUUUUUGUGUAUGUCAUCUAUAUUUAAUUUAUGUUGUAUAUCAAUCGAUCGAUAUAUUGCAAUUGGUUAUCCAUUACAAUAUAUUACAAAAAAAUCACGUCGAAUAUCAAUUAUAAUGAUACUAAUAGCAUGGAUUAUACCAAGUUUUUCUAUAUUACCACCAUUAUUUGGAGUAGAUAAACAUAUAACUGGAAUUGGUUGUUGUUAUAUAAGUUAUAGUAAAGAAUAUAGAAUCUAUUCAUCAGUAUUAGCAUACUUUCUACCUAUAAUCUUGAUUGGUUAUGUACAUUUAAGAAUAUUUUAUAUAAUUAAAAGACGUUCAAAAGUAUUUAAUCAAUUUGAAAUUCAUUCACAAAAACAAAAUAGUUGGAAUAAUUUAUCAAAUUUAAUAUCAUCGUUAAAUUGUGCCAAAAUAUCACUUCGAUUAAAAAUUACUAAUCAUAUAUCAAGACAAUGUAUAAAAACAAAUAAUAAAUUGAAUAAUGAUAUAUCUUUACUUCAUUUAAAUAAUACUAAUAGUAAUGAUUAUGAUGUAAUAGAUACAUUUUCAUAUACAUGUAGUUGUACAAAUUAUGGUACUGAUAGUAUAGAUAUAUAUCAUACAAAUAAAAUGGAUUUACAUUAUGAUCUAUCUAAUGAAUUAGAAAUUAAUGAACCAGAACCUGUUGAUUCCAAAUUAAAAGUUUUACAUAUAUUUCAUAUACCUAUAACAGAACAUGAAUUAAUUGAUGAAUUACAAUUCAAGAAAAUUUAUCAAAUAAACAUCAUUCAUCAAGAAAUCGAUGUUUCCAUGGAAUCAGUUCAAGUUUUUUUAAAAUGUAUCAAUAUAUAAAAUCAAUAUUUUAUUUAUCGAACUUUCAUGAUUUACAUAAACAUAAAAAUCUAUCAUUAUUACAUAAUAAAUUUGUUUAUAAAGGAAAACAUAAAAAAAUUCUAAAAACACAACAAUUAUAUGAAAAAUUUAUAUUUAAUAGAGAACAAAAAACAGUUCGAACUGUUACUAUAGUAAUAGGAUGUUUUACUAUAUGUUGGACACCAUUUUUUAUAUUUUAUUUAAGUGAAGCAUUAUGUGAUUGUACAUUUUCAG
This is a messenger RNA of Schistosoma mattheei, 1464 nucleotides long. The record is from the annotation of a GenBank genome assembly. Lineage: Eukaryota; Metazoa; Platyhelminthes; Trematoda; Strigeidida; Schistosomatidae.